Messenger RNA from Parnassius mnemosyne (clouded apollo), 3525 nucleotides. The record is from the annotation of a GenBank genome assembly. Lineage: Eukaryota; Metazoa; Arthropoda; Insecta; Lepidoptera; Papilionidae.
ACCUUUUCAAACAUUCUUGUUAUUUUGAACCUUUAUUGUUAAUUUAUUAAGACAUAAAAUUGGGAGAGGGCACUGAUUGCUGAGAUACAGGUAUAAUUCCUAGUUCAGCAAUCAGAGACUUCACAUAUUCACUGUAUAAUUAUCAAUAAAGCUUAUUAUUAUUAUUAUUAUUAAUGUUAAAAAUGACCUCAGAGAGCGACAGUGUUGAUCCGAGGAACUUAGCUUUGGAGCUAUUAACCGCUGGACUCUCAAAUAGAAUGUAACCCACAUUUUCCACUAUUCAAACCCAUGCAGGCUCUGCACGGAGAGCUGUCUGACAUCUAGAGAUGUUAAUUAAAAUAGCCGUAUCCUAUUAUAGCACUAGUGUCCAGUCUUAUUAGAUGUUUUUUUAGUCUGAAUACCUAUUGGUUAACGUCAUCAUCAUCAUCAUCCUCAUCAUCAUCCUGCGACGCUACAACCCAUACCGUGGGUCUAGGCUUCCUCAAAACUCCUCUUCCAUUUCACUCAGUCUCCAAUAUGUUAACAGUUUGGUUAGCCAGUAGGAAUAGUUAGGUAAGGUAAUAGGAGCUUACCAAGCUUGCCUGCAAUCAGAGUGGGUAACCCAGAAAGAACCACUGUCCUUACGUACCUAAAGGGGAGUGCAACAAUGGGUUCAGGUUUAUCCAUUCUGCACUGUGACAUAGAGGUGCUUAAAACUUGAAUUACUCAUGAACAUAUACAAAACAAUUCUUUAUAGGCAUUCCUAACAGCUUAAAAUAAAUGUUGACUCAAUUAAAAAAUGUAUAUCUUGACUUUAAAAUAUUUGUCCUGUGCGAAAAUCAAACCUUUUGAAUCAAACACGUCCAUGAGGCAAACUAUUAUCAUAUCUCUUAUUAUUUAAUAACAUAUUUAAAUCAUUACUUUCUUAAUAUUGCAUGUUUAAUAUUUAAUAUUAAUAAUAUUUAAAGGCUUCUUUCAUAUUUUAGGCAACUAGAAACUGAUAAUGAAGUUGCAAUGUCAGCUUUAGAAUGUGCAGAGGUUUUCCUGACAGUAUGCGGAGUAUUCUUAAAGCCAACAACGCAUAAGGUAUUUAUGAAAAUAAAAAUUAUAUUCGUUUCACACAUUACAGCUUAUCAAAACAACCGCCGGUCAUUACUAUACUAUAGCUUACACGCUUGGCGCCAACCUGUAACUGUAGAUUUUUUAAUAUGUAAUUUGAAUUAUCGGGAAGAUAAUGCUGCCCUUUUCCUGUCCCUGUUAAAUUUCAAAGUCCAUACUGAAAUAAGUUGUAACGCAAUUUAUAACAUGAUUACGUAAGAUGAUAAAAAGUAGAUUAAACAAAUUCUAAAUAUUUUCUGAAAAUCGACUAAUAUAUUUUGAUUUUAUUUAAGACUAGCUGUUCCUCGCGACUUCGCCCGCGUGGAAUUUGUUACUUGAAUUUUAUAGCUUUUAAUUUUUUUUGCGCGGAAUCCUAACUACUUUUCUAAAAUAAAAGUAGCCAAAGUUACUCCUUAUAAUACCAGCUAUUUGCCAGUGAAAGUCCCGUCAAAAUCUGUCCAGCCGUUUCCGAGAUAGCUGUUCCCGCGACUUCGCUCGCGUGUUAGGGUUUUUAUGUUACUCCUAAUUACUCCUUAUGAAAUUAGCUAUAUGUUAGUGAAAGUCCCGUCAAAAUCGGUCCAGCCGUUUCGGAACAAACAGACAGACAAAAAUUUUAAAAAUUGUAUUUUAGUUAUAGGUACCGUAUUUACUUUCAUAUUAUGCAUUUAGUAAAAAACUAUAAUUUUGACAUUACAAACAGACAUUUCAAUUUUAUUUAUUUGUAUAGAUUUCUAACUUAUUAGAUCAGAAUCAAAUUUACAUAGGCUGUAAAAGUAACAUCAUAUUCUUUACUUCAAAAAAAGUUGGAUUUAAAAAAAAACCUUGGCAUUAUCACUGUCAAGCGUUAAAAAGGCGCCAAAUUAAAAUAACUUGAUGGAUAAAAUUGUUUUGUCAGGUGCCUUUCAUAAAUUAACUUUAUAAUAAUUAGUGUUUAGAUUAUUCAAUUAAAUAAAGCUAGUUAUCAUUUUAAUCGUAUUUAAAAAUGGUUGAUAAAUGACAAUUGUUAAUUUUUAUAUUUGUCCACUAACAGGUGUUUCAGGAUCAUUUCGUACGAGAGUGCUACAACUCUAACACGUAUUCAGAUGCGUACAUUUUGUCCUUGUUGCGUGUACUAGAAGCCUCCAGAAAGACUACGCCGUCCACUGUACCACCGCCGACACAAUAUUGUCUCCAUUUAUAUAGUGUGCUUUCGAACAAUCAGUGCAGAGAGAUAUCGAAAUUCUGCUCUCAAGCACUACUAGACAUAAGGUUACACUUACACUGUUCGCCGCCUUCACUUAACUUUGCAUUAGAAAUACGCCCAGAGAAGGAAAAGAUAAUAGAAAAGCAAAAGAGGAUAUCGGACAGAAAUAGAGCAGCAUUAGAAAAACUUUUAGGGCCUGACAGAAUGCCUGUACGAGUUAACGAAGAAGUAAUAACAAUUCCCGAUGAACCAUUAAGUAAAAAACCACGCCUAGAUGAUUCAUCAGAUAAAAUAAGUUUAAGCAGCGAAUCUGUGUGUUCCGUUGAAAUUUCUGAUGAGGUAACUGAAGCUCAAGAUAGUGAAGCACCAAAGGAGCUAGAACAAGAAAAGGAAAUUACUAACGAAUUAGAACCUGAAGAGACAGAUUCUAACGAAGCAGAACCUAAAGAGGUAGAUUCUAACGAAGCAGACCCUGAAGAGGUACAUUCUAAAGAAGCUGAACCUGAAGAGGUACAUUCUAAAGAAGCUGAACCUGAAGAGGUACAUUCUAACGAAGCUGAACCUGAAGAGGUAGAUUCUAACAAAAAUGCUUAUGACAAUGAAGUAACAAAUAUCAAGGAACUAGUUAUAGAGAAAGUUGAUGGAGAUGUAGGUGAAAGAGAAAUAGGAAGAACAGAAUCGAUUAUCACAGAAAAAACAGAGAAAAGUGAAGAAAGUGCAGAAUCUGAGAAAGAAACAAUAUAUGAAGCAAAAACGCAAAUACCACUGAGCACAUCACAUGAUGAAAUCGAUGAAGAGGAAAGAUCCUUAUCCAUGGAAGUUACUUAUGACUAUCCAAACACGGGAACUGAAAAGGUUACAGUCUUAGAAAAGAUGGACGACGAAAAUCUUCCAAGUACAAAUGAUACUGAUGAUGUCCAAAUAACUUGCGGGCAAGCCGUUGUAACAUCUCAAGAAAUCGAUUUAGAAAAUAAACCUAAGGAAAAUGAAGGAAAAUUGCCUGAUAUUGAAAUGAAAGUUAAUGGAAUAGACACAAAAGAUGUUGUUUCUAAUGGUGAUGUAAACGAGCAAGACACCAUAGUACCAGUUAACAAUUCAGAUAAAUUAUCUAAAUCUGAUGACAUUUCUAUCGCAGACAUGAUGGCCGAUUUUGUAGAUGAAGUCAACGAACAAAAUGUUUAAGCAUCUAUAUUUUGUUCAUUUUUUUUAGUAUUAAGCUAAUGGAUAUUGUGCCAAGAAUAAAUGAUAUUUGCUUUUCAAUUCCA